Molecule: messenger RNA, 5076 nt
Organism: Pimephales promelas (fathead minnow)
Lineage: Eukaryota; Metazoa; Chordata; Actinopteri; Cypriniformes; Leuciscidae
Gene: lrch1
Product: leucine-rich repeats and calponin homology (CH) domain containing 1
Cellular component (GO): cytoplasm
Molecular function (GO): protein binding
Source: RefSeq, a predicted model, not a curated record
ACUGCGCAGACGCGUUUUGGGCAGGCAGAUAACGCACUAGGAGGAAAUUCACCCACCGCAUGACAUUUUCUUUAGGAUAUAGCGAUCGCAGAGCCUUUCGACGAGCUUUUUUUUUUUUCCCGACGGGGCGAUUAUGGCGACGCUGGGAUCGGAGCCCCGUCCUCAUUCGCACCUGACUUCUGCCGCAUUACAGACGAACCUGAGCGGACAGGGCUCCAACACGAACCUGCCUCUCAGCCGAGGCUUGGAGAGAGCUCUGGAGGAUGCGGCGAACUCUGGAUUUAUGAACCUCAGCUCAAGAAAACUGAAAGAAUUCCCUCGGACAGCAACAAAUUAUGACCUAACGGAUACGGUUGAAGCAGAUCUGUCGAAGAAUCGCUUGAUUGACAUCCCGUCAGAGGUGUGUCAUCUGGUCUCCCUGGAAACCCUGAAUCUUUAUCACAACUGCAUUAAAAGCAUUCCUGAUACCAUCAUCAGCCUUCAGUCCCUUACCUGCCUAAACAUUAGCCGGAACCAGCUGUCAGUGCUGCCAGCGUGUGUGUGUGGUCUUCCUCUGCGAGUGCUCAAUGCCAGCAAUAACAAACUCAACGCACUUCCAGAAAGCAUUGGCCAGCUCACCAAUCUCAUGGAGCUGGACGUAAGCUGUAAUGAAAUCACAGCUCUUCCACGCCACAUUGGCCAACUCAAAGCUCUGAGGGAACUCAAUGUGCACAGAAACCUUCUCUGUGUUCUACCAGAGGAUUUGGCAGAUUUACCCCUGGUCAAGUUUGAUUUCUCCUGUAAUAAGGUUUCUACUAUUCCUGUCUGCUAUCGAAAAAUGACCCAACUCCAAUCACUACACCUGGAGAUCAAUCCACUUCAGAGCCCUCCUGCACAGAUCUGCAUGAAGGGCAAGAUUCAUAUAUUUAAAUACCUCGCCAUGGAGGCGUGUCGUAGUGACAAGAUAGCCGAUGCCUUGUACCUUCCUGUCACGGACCGCCUCAGCUUGACCAGGCCGACCAAUGGGAGCACUGAGGACAUUGAUCAGCACAAGAAACUUGACAGUGACUCUGGGGUAGGCAGUGAUAAUGGAGACAAACGCCUUUCUGCUACAGAGCCUUCAGAUGAAGACAGUGUCAGCUUAAACGUGCCCAUGACCAACAUCACAGAGGAGGAGGGCUUGAGCAAGGACGACUCCAGUGAACACAUUAGCGCCCUGACAGCAGACAGAAGUCCGUCGGAAUCUCUUAAGGAACAUCUGGGUUAUCGAGACUCUACACUCAGCUCUCCGUUCGUCAACUACAUCAAAGGUCGAGGUGCUGACUUCGAUGAGCCCCUCAGGAUAGAGGAAGACACCAACUGGGCUUCAGAACAAACGUCAAAGGUCAAUAUGAUCAAUCAGCUAAAGGAAGCUGUGGAGAUGCUACAGGAUCCUAACAGGGUUAACAUGAACUCGGCUGAUCUCUCUGGUAUUAAGCUUUACCCCGUGGAAAUGGUUACAGUAGACGAGUCGCUCAAUGGCCAAGAGAGUGACGAGAGUCAGUCGACACUUAAGGCGGCUCCUGGAGAAUGCUGGGAGUUCCAGAGGAAGCGACAGUACAUUCUAGAACGGGCCCGGCUCGAGGCCCAGCUCGCAUGCCAACAGUAUGCCCUGCACAUGGCACAACAGGGUGACGUAAUUGGCCUGGAAGGAUCAUAUGAUAGUUGUGAGAACCAAGUUACAGAGCAGAAUGAAGACAAAACCCCAGUUUCCAGCCCCACACUGAGCUCACCCCCCUUUGGUCUGAAGCCCAGAUCAGCUUCGCCCUCUGUGCCAUGCUCGACUCGGCCCUGUCCCCUCCCACUUACACAGGCCCUGCCCACCGAUAGAGACACGCCCCCUAGCCCAGCUGAAGGAGACAUGCCAAGCAGUGUGUUUUUCAGGACGCAAAAGACUUUGGAAUCAGUGGAUCCUCAGUUCACCAUGAGGAGAAAGAUGGAGCAGCUCCGAGAGGAGCUGGAGCUCACAGAGCAACUACGAGAGAGCAUUGAGAGCCGACUGAAAGUAGCUCUUCCUGGAGAUCUGGGCUCCUCUCUCAUGGAUGGGGUCGUGCUUUGUCACUUAGUCAAUCACAUCCAGCCGCGUUCAGUGGCCAGUAUCCACGUACCAUCCCCUGCAGUGCCCAAGCUUAGCAUGGCUAAGUGUCGCAGAAAUGUUGAAAACUUUUUGGACGCCUGCAGGAAAAUGGGAGUCCCUCAGUCCUCUCUCUGUUCGGCUUAUGACGUUCUGCAGUGUAACCUGCGUCCACUCUGGGCCCUGGUCGCGGCCUUGGUCAUGUUGGAGAGCACAGGAACAAGGCAGAAGGAAGGAAAGGUGGAGGGUGGCAGGGAGAAAGAGACAGAGGUCAAGAAGCUUAUCCCCGAGUCCACUCAGACUCCACCUCCUUCCUGGCAAAUAUGGGAUCUGAUUGGCUCAAGUCUGCUGCACGUUUUCUGUCUGGUGAUGCUGUUUGUGGCCUACAGCUGGAGUGAAUUUAAAUAAUAUGUAUACACUAAAACACACAAAUAACACCAUUAUAUCAUUCAUUGUCUGAAAAAGCACAUUGAACGUCUUAAAAUGGACACUGCCUGUUUGUUUGUUUUUGUUUUUUGAAGGAAAAUAUGUAUCCCUGUCAGUUGGAGCUAGGGUGACCACCAUCAAACAAACCAAACGUGGGACGAUUAUAAGUUUGUGUGGGACAAUUUAGGACUUGUUACCAACACUAAAACAUAACUUAAAGGACAUGAAUUUUACAAUUAAGCCCUGUUUUAAGAUCAUUUCUGAUGAAAUAGAAUAAAUCUGAUGAAAUUGUUUUUUUUAGACAGGUGCUGCUGUCCCAAGAAUUUUCAGUUCCUGUGGUAGCAAAAAUCUUUAUUUUACAUGUCAUUUAAAUUCAACAUCACUGAGCCCAAAGGCAGCGGGCAUCAUGCAGAUAACUAUUUUAGAAACAGUUCUGACCAAGUCCAACAAAAAUCCAACAAAAUAAACAAUGAACAAAUAAAAUAUAAAACAACAUGAAAUUAGAUAGACAGUCUUAUAUGUAUAGGUAAAAACUAUGCUGCAAAAAGAAAAAAGGCAAAAGAACGCAUGCACGUUUUCUUAAUAUGAUAAUUAAAAACCAAUAGACUGAUGAAAAUGUGGGACAUUUCCUCAAUAUGCAUCGUGCGGGACAAGGAGUGAAAAUGCUGUGCGGUACAACGCAAAGCGGGAUGGGUGGUCACCCUAGUUGGAGCAAAUUUUAUUUGUAAAAAACGUAUAUAUCUUAACUUGGCUAUGGUGAAACCAUACAUACUGUAACACAAAACAUUUUUGUAAUACAACAUGUGCUCCUUAAUACAGGAACUUGAUGAUUUCAUGUUUGAAGAAAUAUUAUUUAUUAGUUUGCGAAUAUAAUAUUUAUAAGUCUUUGCAAAAUGCUGAGGAAGCCAUCUUUAAACAGACUCUUUGCUAACAUGUACGCUAGAGGUGCACUGAGCACUUUAAUAAGGAAUGACAUAUGGCCACGUUCUCACUCACUUUCAGUCUCUAAAUCUUGUUGCAGAAACACUUAAAAAUGAAGGUUCUCUAUUGGUUCCAUGAAGAACCUUUAACAUGAAGAACCUUUAACUUUUUUUAUUCCACAAAAUGUUCUUUAUGGUGGACAAAUGUUCUUUAGAUUAUAUAAAAUGUUCAUCACACCGAGAAAAAAAAAGGUACUUUUCUAAGAAUUGAUUUAAAGAACCCAAAAUGUUGAUCACUGCGAAAACCUCCUUUUGGAACCUUUAUUUUUAAGAGUAAAGUUGAAUUUCAACAGUCAUAACGCUGAACAUUUUGCCGGUCCUCUUGUAAAGUUAACAUAUAAACAAUAUAAGUGUCAUAGUACUAGCAUCUGCAUGACAAAACAAAAAUAAAAGAAACGGAUAGGGGGGUUUUGCCUCAUGCCAGUCAUGCCACCAGCAAUGUAUCUAUAGGAAUCAAGGUCUGCUUCAAAGAAACAAUUUAUAGAUGGUAGUAUGAGGACACUUGAGUAAGUGAAGGCCCAGAUGUCAUUAAAGCAAAACGAUAGCUUUGCUUUGCACAGAAGUCUUGUAUGGUGAGGUUAAAAUAUUAAUCAUUAGCAUAAGGGCUAAUUAAUCUGUUGGAUGUAAAAAGCAGCAACUUUUGGUUAACAGUGUUUUUUCGAGUUUGGUGUGUUAUUGAAAAUUGAUUACAGUGUUAUUUUAUCCAAAACACCAUCCAUAGCAUUUUCUUUCUCCUAAUGAGAGAGAUCCGAAUAGGACAAAUCGAUAAUUUCUUUAAUUUCCUGUUAUUCAGAAAAGCAAAAUAACACACAGAGGGAAACAAAUGUAUUUUUCAAUUAAUGUAAUAUGCAUAAUUCUACAGAGAGGUGACUAAUCCAAACCAAACAAUGAGGAAUAAUGGACUCUUCAUGAAGAUUUUCUUUAUGCAUUCUAUCAGUGAUCUGUAAUAAAGGGCUAAGUCAGGUUUUUAAAUUAUGAAAUAUCAGAUGAACCCAAUUUGUAUGAGUUCAAUAAUUGCAAGUGCAAUCUCUGUUGUAUGUAAUUACCUGCUGUGAAGGUCUGUGCACAGAGUUUCUCUUGAUUCUAAUUGGAUCCUCUGAUUCUAUUUUAGGUUCUGAUAUUUAUCUCACAUAAUAGAAUGACCUUGUCCAUCUCAUCACAGAUAAAAGGAAUCAUUUAAAAGAACUUUUUAUCAAUUGAGCAGUGAUGUCACCGAGGCCUCUUGGCAUCAUUUACUUAAAAAUAUAAAACACUUUUCUGUAUGUUUCAUCAUCCAGUUUGUCAAAAAUAAAAGGCAAUACUGACUCUUCAAUACUGACUCUAAUUUCCCAGUUGUUUGCUCAUAUCUCAAAAAAGCUACCAAAUGCAUAUAGUGUUUGUAAAAGGCUUAAACGAGACUGCAUGGGGUGCUCUGACGGAUCAGCUGUGUCUGUUUGUCCAGAUCUACACUCUUUGACUCGUCUCAGUGUUGAAUUAUGUGCAGUGCUGCUGCUGCUGCCGCUUAUGGACUUUGUAAGGCAUUGGUUUUUAUGAUCCUAUAUAUGAAAAGGAAUAAAUGUACUGUACAGUUCAGGUUGA